Coregonus sp. 'balchen' is the source of this 6135-nucleotide messenger RNA. The record is from the annotation of a GenBank genome assembly. NCBI's taxonomy places the organism in Eukaryota, Metazoa, Chordata, Actinopteri, Salmoniformes, Salmonidae.
AUCACCACCCGGUCUGAUAAUGGUCCUACUCGAGAUGCCAACAACCCAGUGGACAACCGUCAUGCUCCACCUGGGCAGAGGACGGUGGGGGACAAGAUGAAGACGAACCAGGAAAACGAUGAAGAGGAUUCGAACGACACCAACUAUGAAUAGGUGCUUGUUUAUACAUAACACCCAAGGACAAGCUCAGACAAAGCUCAGCUCACAACGUAUUGUAACAUAUAUCUCUCUCCUCUGUCUCUCAGUUCAACAGCUAUGCUGGCAGUCUGUCUCCAGUGGGCCCUAUGAGAAAGACGACGAGGACGCUACUCUGGACGAGGAUGGAUGAACGAUGUAAGGAGAGGAGGUGAGAGAAGACAGACGUGUUCAUUAGUGUCUAGUUUUGUGUGUGUUGUUGCUCCUGAGGGCUGUGCGUGUGUGUUACUACUGCUCUGUUGUGUUAACCCUGCCUGUCCUGUGUGGACCCCAGGGAGCUGAGGGAGAAGGAUGAGAUGAAGAAGUACCGUAUGGAGCACCCCAAGGUCCAGCAGCAGUUCUCUGACCUCAAGGUUGGUCACUGUGUUUCCAUGGCCACAGAGUCAACUCUCCUCUACUCUCUCCGAGCAGUCCUAACUUUAAAUCUGCCAAAAACACAUUUUCCAUCUCUUAAUGGACUUCUCUCUCUCUCUCUCUCUCAAUUCAAUUCAAUUCAAUUCAAUAGACUUUAUUGACAUGGCAAGUAAAAUUACUUACAUUGUCAAAGUAUACAUAUAACAAAAAUGGUGGGACCAACAGCAAUAAUAAUAGUAGUAGUGGAAAUGGGACUACCAUUAACAGCAACUACAACAACAAUAUUAAUGAGAAUAACAAUACAUUAAAGCAAUAGUAGUCGACCAAUCUCAACAUGACUGAGAAGACACAUUACCUGCUAUGAAAGCCAAAACAAAACAGGAAAUAUUAUUGACAUUACAUUACACUUUUCACUGGCUGUCCCUCAGGUUGUGGCAGGAGGACACAUAUUUGGCUGCCAAAAUUGCACAUUUUGGCUUUUCACCCAAUGAAUAUUUGAUUUUUUCUUCCUCUUUUAUAGUUUCAAAUUCUUUGUACUGAAUGAUAAUUUUGGGAAAGAAAGAUUCUCUUAGGUCUGAGUAUUUGUCACAGUGUAGUAGGAAAUGCAGCUCUGUCUCUACCUCUCCCCGGGGGCAGAGUGAGCACAGCCUGUACUCUCUGGGCAGCCAGGUUUGCCUGUGACGACCGGUCUCUAUAGCUAGACUGUGCUCACUGAGUCUGUACCUAGUCAGUGUUUUUCUCAGUUUUCUAUCAGUCACAGUGGUCAGAUAGUCUGCCACCAUGUACUGUCUGUUUAGAGCCAAAUAGCAUUGAAGUUUACUUUGAUUUUUUGUGGUGUCUUUCCAACAGGUGAUAUAUUUUUCUUUUUGCUUUGUGAUGAUUUGGUUGGGCCAUAUUUUCUGAGUGCUGUGCUGAGGCUCUAUGAGGUUGGUUUUGGUUAGUGAACUGAGCCUCAGAACCAGCUGGCUGAGGGGACUCUUCUCUUGUUUCAUCUCUUGACAUAGUAGAGCUGUGUGAUGGAAUGUUUUGGGGUCACUUGUUUUUAGAUGGUUGUAAAAUUUGAUGGCUCUUUUUUCUAUUCGAAUAAGGAGGGGGUAUUGGCCCAAUUCUGCUCUACAUGCGUUAUUUGGAGUUUUUCUUUGCACUUGCAAUACAGUCUUGCAAAACUCUGCAUGCAGUAUUUCGAUUGGAUGUUUGUCCCAUUUGGUAUAUUCAGUAUUAGAGAGCGGACCCCAUACUUCGCUGCCAUAGAGAGCAAUUGGUUCUAUAACUGAUUGGAACAUUUUGAGCCAGAUUCUAAUUGGAAUUUCGAUUUUAAUAUUCCUUUUAAUGGCAUAGAAUGCUCUUCUUGCUUUGUCUCUCAGCUCAUUCACAGCCAUGUGAAAGCUACCUGUGUUGCUGAUAUUUAGUCCUAGAUAUGUGUAAUUUUUGGUGUGUUCUAAUAGAACUGUGUCCAAAUAGAAUUUAUAUUUGUCAUCCUGAUUUCCGGACCUUUUUUGGAAUAUCAUUAUAUUAGUUUUUUUUAGAUUAACGGUCAGGGCCCAGGUCUGACAGAAUCUGUGCAGAUGAUCUAGAUGCUGCUGUAACCCCUCCUUAGUAGGAGACAGUAGCACCAGGUCAUCUGCGUACAGCAGACACUUGAUUUCAGUGUUGUGUAGGGUGAGACAAGGUGCUGCCGAUUCUUCUAAUGUUUUUGCCAAUUCGUUAAUGUAGAUGUUAAAUAGUGUUGGACUUAUUGGGCAGCCCUGUUUCACUCCACGUCCCUGAGAGAAGAAGUCUGUUUGCUUGUUGCCGAUUUUAAUCGCACAUUUGUUUUUAGUGUACAUUGAUUUAAUAACAUCAUAUGUUUCUCUCUCUCUCUCUCUCUCUCUCUCUCUCUCUCUCUCUCUCUCUCUCACACCCUCUCUCUCUCUCUCUCUCUCUCUCUCUCUCUCUCUCUCUCUCUCUCUCUCUCUCUCUCUCUCUCUCUCUCUCUCUCUCUCUCUCUCUCACACUGUAGAGGAAGCUGUCAGGAAUGUCAAAGGAGGAGUGGCUAAGUAUCCCAGAGGUUGGCGAUGCCAGGAACAAGCUCCAGAGGAACCCUCGCGAUGAGAAACUCACCCCUAUACCAGACAGCUUCUUCUCCAAACACCUGACCACAGGAGUCAAGCACACCACCGUGGACCCACUGCAGGGGGUUAGUACACACACAUACACACACAUAAACACACACACACACACACACAAACACAUUGGGUUUGGGCAAGAUGGCCAAAAUAUCAUAUCACAAUAUUUUUCUCAUUUUUGACAGCAUGGUGGUAUUUUACGGUGUUUAAAUGUUCUGAAUAUUACAAGUUGAGUUAUGAAUGAAUACAGUUUUUCAUGAUUGCUAAGACACUUUUAAUGAAACUGGGCGUCCACUUGAUCUCCAUCAUAACCUAAUGAGUGUAACAGUAUUAUAUAUUUUGCAAAACUGUAUUUAAUUUCUCGUUGCCUUCAUACACAAAUGUUAAGCACAUUUUUGCAAAACAGUAAACACAACUCUCUACAAAAGACGCAAAACUCAGUUAAGUAAAUCAUGACGAACAAAAUAAAAACAUUUGGUCACAGCUGAUACAAAUUACUCUCAUGAAUGUGAACAUCUUCUGCACGUGUGCCAAACUUCUUUGCACAAUUGUUCAAGCAGCAAUCAGUCCUUAUUCAUGCAUAAAAGAGGUCACCUCUGAGUUGCUGUUUGCAAGAAUGGACCAAGUAAGAGGCAGAGGGCAAGGACAAGGACAAAGGAGAGGUAGAGGGGCCCAUAGAGGAAGUUCAGCUCUCAGUUACAAUGGAAAAAGAUACAAUUAGCCUUUGGUUUCUGGAUAUUCAGGCUCUUGAGUGACAUUCUUUCUUCAUUAGUCAUCUUUGGUAAAAAAAAGAAUACAGCCCAUUCUGUGAUAAUGUGUUUACUUGCCUUUUAUAGUGCAUACUAUAAUUAUAGUAUCAACAAAUGGCACAGACAUAUAAAAGAGGGUUAACCAUGGUAGGGUAUAUUGAUAGUUGGAGUUAGUAUUUAUUGGGCCAUUGUGCAACGAUUGAUUGAAAUAACUUUUCAUUAGAUAACAAGUUGUAUGUUUUGAUGGAGGUAGUUGAUUUUGUGUCAUGUAUUUCAUGUUUUGAGAGUCUUAAUGCGUUUUGCAAAUGAAUUGUGUCAUUUUGGCCGACGUGGUUCAGUUUGGGGCUGUGUGUUAAUUGUUUAGAAAAAGUUAAUUCUGUUUGGACAAAUGUGCUCAAGCAAUCAAGAAACUGUAAUGGUCUUUCUCCAAUCUGAUGGUAUUAUACUCAACCAAACUACGACAAAACUGACAGUGAAGUGGUCCAAUUUGUAGAACUUUCCAUUUAUCAAAAUACCUUUAUAGAUUGUAUUGUAAAAACCAUACGGGUAUGUGGGCCCAUACCGGUAUAUCGGUAUUCACGAUAUAUCGCCCAGCCCUAACACAAAUACUCUCUGUCUCUCUCACACAGUUUUGUCACAUGUUGCAGUUUCAUUAUGUGCCAGUAGGAGCCAGCUUCUACCACUGAAACAUUCUCCAUAUCCUCCCCAUGCCAAAAAGUCAAGCCUAUUGUUUUUUAUCCAUCCACAUAUUUCUUUCUUACAGUUGAACCUCCCAGGUGGUCUGGAAAGCCCAUACCCCGGGGGCAUGACCCCUAGCCUGAUGACCCCUGGGACAGGAGAGCUGGACAUGAGGAAGAUUGGCCAGGAACACACUGAUGGACAUGAGGUUCAGCCAGGUAACACACCACUUAGGCCUACUGACUUAAAAUAUUGUGUCUAGUUUGACUGUUAUGCACCAACCUAAAUGCUAUGGAAGGGACUGGUCAGAUGCUAUCAAAUGCUAUCAGAUGGUAUCAAAAGUUUCCAGUAAGCAUGUUAUGCCAGUACCACUUUUCCUGGUAUGUGCUGAUCUCCUCUCCUCCAUCUCUCCCCUCUCAGGUGUCUGACUCAGUGAGUGGACAGACGGUGGUGGAUCCUAAAGGUUACCUCACUGACCUCAACUCUAUGAUCCCCACACGGAGGAGACAUCAGGUGAGUAGCCCCAGGGCUGGCCUGACUACCCUGCAUUAGAUUAUCAGUCUAGGCCUCUCUGUCUGUAACCUGCACAGUACUUAUGAUAUACUGUACCUCAAAUUGCUUUACCUCAUUGGUGAUGACGAUUGAUUGAUAUGACUGCUAGGCUCCAGAUUCAAGUAGAAUUUGGCAUCAAAACCGUCCACUAGAGGCAAAAAUAAAUGUUCCUUACAUUUUACCCCCAUGUGGGCAAGCCCCUUAGCAAUUUGAGUUUCAGCCAAUUAGCUUCAGCCCCUCGCCAUUUGAGUGACUGCUAGCUAGAUGCAGACACAGCAGAGCGAGAGAUCAAUGACGUGAUGCACAUAUAUGCACAAAAUAUGCAAUUUUCAGGGACCACUUUUGGCUCGUGAGCACUACUUUCAGAAGUACUGGCUAAAAAGUAUACAAAUGUACCAGAUAAUCUCUUAACCCUUAACAUAACCCAGUCUGAAUAAAUGCUUUACAACCGUAGAGUUGUUUCUGUGUGCCUAAAACUUCUGGAGCUCAUGAGGGAGCUGUGUGCCUAAAUACAGGACGUCGCCAUUAGGGUCAACAGUGUAUUGUAUGCUUGGGUUUUGCUAGGGCAUUGUGGAUGGGGAUGGCUGAUGGGCGUAAGCCAUGAGCUCCGGCUCCGAGGAUUUGUGUGUUCAAUCCCAGUAAUAGGCACUUGUUUUUGCAACUUCUAAAUUUGACGUUUGGAGAAAGGUGGAAAAACGUCUAAUUCUGCAGUGAGACUGAGAGCUUAUUGUCUGCUAUUGAGCUUGGACUAUUGAUAGAAGGAAAGGAAGACUGAGAGAAGAGGGAAAUAAAUAGUUAAACAGACCAACGCUCCAGUUCAAUUCGUUUCUUAUCCCAAAUGACACUUCUAGUUAUGACACACCCCUAUUUACACCCCGUCAUGGUGUCAGUGGCUUGGGAGCCCUGCUCCAUUACACAAGAACGCACACACACAAACAGUGGUGUUCCCAGCAGCAUACCUCUGUGACAGAGAUGGAUGUUGUGCUUCCUAUGAAAGUGUUAGCAGCCUACAUGUCUGGGCUGCCCUCUGUCUGUAUUUCACCAGAGAAAGAAAAAAGCCUUCUGUGUUUCUCCAUCACGGUGUGCCUCUCCAGACUAUGAGGCAAUGUGUUGAUAUUAGCAUGAUAAUUGCCAUAAUUACAUUAUGAAAUCAAGUGUUUUUGCAGUGAUGUGAGUCAAGUCAAGCACAGGGCUGCAGAGCUGAAUCAAACACUGGCUUGAUCAUGGUACACAGUGUGUGUGUGUAACCCCAUCUCUAUAUCUGUCCAACAGCUCUGGAGAAUGUAUCUAAGUCUGUGCGUCUGUGGAAGACUGCUGUAGAGCUGGAGGAGCCAGAGGAUGCCAGGAUCAUGCUGAGCAGAUCUGUGGAGUGCUGUCCAACCAACGUGGAGGUACACACACCCACAGUUAUAUUGUGUAGUAUUCUCAUGAAGACCCAGUCUCAUACAAUUCUGUCUUCCCUCACCAUCCUGCCCCCUCUUCCCCCUCCCUCUAUCCCUGUG